UGCUGCUGCAAUGCUUCCUGAUGGCUUUCCAUUCUCCGCGAUGCUUAAAGAUAUCACCAGAGUGCUUGCUGGUGAAUCUCAAGAGAACCUGAUGCUCAUGCAAGAGACCAUCCAAACAACCAUCGAACUCUUCCAGAUCAGCCUGACGGACCCACGAUUCACCGAGCAACUCAGCCACCUGGGAUCCAAGGUGUGUGCGGUGGAGCAAACAGAGUCUGUGCGUCUGCUGAUGCUGUCCCUCUCCAUUGAGCCUGGCCAGCUGUGUAACACUAUUCUACCGAGCCUGCAGAUGUUGGUUGAGAGUCUGAUGAUGAACACAUCCUAUCUGAGCGAUGCAAUCUUCCAGACCGCCAUCGGAGAACCAAAAGCCUACAUCCUCAAUUCAAACUGGUCCUCUCUGUUGAGUCAAGGCUUAGGCUUUAACACCAGCAACCUGAGCUCUUUAGACAUUAACAUCACUUCGCCAGGAGUGGUGACAGUCGGUGAGUUGCUGAGGAAUGAAACAGCCUUCCUCGUUGAUGUUCAGAAACACAUGGAUUUCGAUCCAGACGCUCUCCACCUGUUGAUGGAAACAAUAUUACCAAACAACAAUUUAGAGAUCCUGUCCUGGUUGGUCAACCUGCGUCACUGCGGCUCCACAGAAGCAUUGGAAAUGAAAGUGACAGAUUUGGAGAUGUUGAAGACCUUCUGCUCCUUGUCUGUUGAGCAGUGGUACAGCUUCUCACUGCUGAUGGCUCGCCACCUCAACAUGGAGAAACUCAUCUACAGAAUGGUGUUGUCUGAAGAAAUGCAAGGCCUGGUGGGAGUUAUGCUCCAGAUGGCUGAGGUUAUAACCGGCAUGAUGAAAACAUUUAUUCCUACCAUCGGUCAGCUUCAAACCUUCAUGGCCUCCGUCCAAGACCUCAACCUGGGAGCCAACCAGGAAUUUGACCAAAUGGCUAGAGGACACAGGUCAAGCAUUUCCAGCAAAGCUACGUUUGUCACCCUCUCUCGAGCGUUGUGCAGUAAAGGUAUCCUGGCUCUAUUCGGAGUCUCUAAACUCACCGCCAUCAUGGAAUCAAACUCCUCCCAACCCGACCAGGUCAGGAGGGGGGAGAUGAUCCAGAGGUUCAAGAUCCCACAGGAUGCCUCUCCCUUCUGUAUGAACAUGUACCUGGAUAUGGUCAACACCACGGGCGGAGCCAUCGCCUGGGCCUUCCUCAAACCAAUGCUGAUGGGUCACAUUUUGUAUACCCCUGACACACCUGCCACCAGGGCCAUAAUGGAGAAGGCCAAUUCCACCUUGAAUGAGUUUGCAAAUCUAAGGAAGUACUCCGAGGACUGGAUCGAAUCCUCCAACUACCUCGUGAAGUCUGCCGUGUUACUCAGCCAAACUUUGCCAAUGCUGCAGAAUUCCCUCGGCAAUUCCUUUGUUCAGAGAUUCAUUGAGAUGCAGACAGACAUCAAUGUCGACACAAUGAAGGAGACGCUCAGCAACUUCUCUAACAUGACCGCCAUGCUGGAGAAAAACAAACACAUAAUGGAUCAGGUCACCACCUUGUCCACCCUGAUGGUGAACCUCUCCUCCUGCAUCACAUUUGACCGUUACCGUGGCUACGACACUGCUGAUGAGCUCAACGCUGCAGCUCAGCACCUCGCCAAAAACCGUGAUCUCUACGCGAGUGUCAUCUUCAAGCUUCCCAAAGACACGGACGCAUCCAGGAAGCGUAAUGCCAGGGCUUCCUCUUCCACAUCCACCCUGCCUCCUAAAGUCAGCUACACCAUCCGAAUGCACAUGGACAACUUGAUGCGCACAGACAGAGUCCGUGACCCCUAUUUUAUGAAGGACCACCACAUCUCGGCCCAGAGGACGCUGCGCUACAACCGGGGCUUUGUGUACCUGCAGGAGAACAUCGAUCGGGCGAUCAUAGAGACCCAAACUGGAAAUAGAAUUGAGGAGACAGCCGUCCAACUGCAGCCCUUCCCCUACCCCUGCCACUACAGGGAUGAGUACCUGGAGGCCGUCGCUUUUGUCUUCCCUCUCAUGUUGAUGAUAGCCUGGGUGCUGUUUGUGGCUGAUUUUGUGAAGAAACUGGUGCAUGAGAGAGAGCUGAGACUACAUGAGUACAUGAAAAUGAUGGGAGUCAAUCCGCUCAGCCAUUUCUUCGCAUGGUUCCUGGAGUGCGCCUCCUACUUGGUGCUGACCGUCUCCAUCCUCACCCUGGUGCUGAAGUACGGCAACAUUCUGCCCCACAGCAACGGCUUCAUCCUCUUCUUGUACCUCUGCAACUACAGUUUGAGCAUCCUGUCCUUCAGUUACCUGGUCAGCUCCUUCUUCGACAAGACUUACAUCGCUGGCCUCAGCGGCAGCCUUCUGUACAUCCUCUGCUUCUUCCCCUUCAUUGUGGUCUUGGCCGUGGAGACAGAUCUCACCUUUUCCCAGAAGAGCGCCCUGAGUUUGUUCUCCCCAACCUGCUUUAGUUAUGCCAGUCAAUAUAUCUCUCGAUUCGAGUCCCAAGGAGAAGGCCUCCAAUGGAGUAACUCAUACACCUCGCCCAUACCUGGAGACACGGCUUCGUUCGGUUGGCUGUGCUGGCUGAUGCUCAUCGACUCCAUCCUCUACUUCAUCAUCGGGUGCUACAUCCGAAUGGUCUUCCCAGGCAACUACGGCAUCGCUUCCCCAUGGUACUUCCCAUUCAAAGCAUCCUUCUGGGCCGACCUGUGCUGUUGCUGUAGGUCAAACAGUAAGGUGGGCCGAGGACUCCUCUUCACCAACAUCAUGCAGAAAAACCAGCCUGUCUUCUCCGAUGACAAGGGAAAAGGCCAGAGCAGUCUUUCCUCUCAGACUGGGGAGGAUUUCUCAGAGCUCCCAGUAGGCGUUGCCCUCCAUGGUCUCAGCAAGAUGUAUGGCGACCGAGUAGCUAUCCAAAACCUUAACGUGUCCUUCUACGAGGGCCAUGUCACCUCACUACUUGGUCACAAUGGAGCCGGCAAGACUACCACCAUGUCUCUCCUGACUGGCCUUUUCGCCCCAACAUCUGGCACCAUCGAGGUGUAUGGCAGAGACAUGCAGACCAACAUCGAUGAAAUUCGCAGAGAGCUAGGAGUGUGCAUGCAAUAUGACGUCCUGUUUGACCACAUGACCACCAAGGAGCACCUGCUGCUGUACGGCCAGAUCAAGGCGCCACACUGGUCACAAGAGGAACUGCGUGAACAAGUCCGCUCGACCCUAGAGGAGACAGGCAUGUACGCUCACAGACACAAGCUGGUGAGCACAUUGUCAGGAGGCAUGAAGCGCAAGCUGUCAAUCUCCAUCGCCUUCAUAGGGGGCUCUCGCUUGGUGGUUCUGGAUGAACCCACCGCAGGAGUUGAUCCCUGCUCCAGGCGCAACAUCUGGGACAUUGUUAUCCAGCACAAGAAACAUCGCACUGUCAUCAUGUCCACUCACCACCUGGAUGAGGCUGAAGUACUCAGCGACCGCAUCGCCUUCCUGGAGAGAGGCGGAUUAAAAUGCUGCGGAUCCCCCUUCCACCUGAAAGACAAACUGGGUCAGGGCUACAAACUCACCCUCACCAAGAAGGUCCAGAACCCAGAUUCUGAGCCGAUUGACAAUGCUGACCUGAAGGCCUUCAUCCAAGCUCAUGUACCAGAAGCCAGACUGAAGGAGGCCCAGGGAGGCGACCUGGUCUACUCACUGCCCCCCUUUAACUCAUCCAACGCUUCCUCCUACCGCUCCCUUCUGACUGCGCUGGACGCCAACCUGGAUGCCCUGCAGCUGGGAGGCUAUGGCAUCUCUGACACCACCUUAGAGGAGGUGUUCCUCCAGUUGACUCACGGAAACUCAGAAGAUGGUUCUGAGGAAGGCCCGCUGUCUAUCUCAGAGACGGUUUCUGACACUGAUUCCAUCGACAGCUUCCCCUCGGACUCGAGUGGAAACAUCGACAACUUUGGUGACAAGAUCAAGCUUACCGGAUCAUCCACGAUGAGCGGCAUGGCCCUGGCCUGGCAGCAGAUGACAGCCAUACUGGUGAAGAGGUUCCACCACAGCCGUAGGGACUGGAAGGGCCUGAUCGCCCAGAUCCUGCUCCCUGUGCUCUUCAUGGUGUUUGCUAUGGGCCUGGGCUCCAUCAAGAGCGACCUGCAGCACUAUCCUGAGCUGGAACUCAGCCCUGCGCUUUACAACUUAGGACCGAGCUACUCUUUCUUCAGUAACCAGAACCCCAGCACCUCUCAGCUGACGGACACCAUGUUGUCAUACCCCGGGAUCGAUAACGCCUGCCUCGACAAGUCUAAUAACCCGGUCUGCACAAGAAGCGCAAGCAGCUGGAAUUCCAGAGGGAACGGCUCCAAAGCAUUUAGUGUCUGUAAAUGCAGCCGUCAGGAACAGGUUUGCGACCUUGACAACUUCCGGCCCCCCCAUAAAGAGAUCCCCUCGUCUCAGAUUGUGUAUAACCUCAGUGGUAUCAACGUGGAGAAAUACCUGGUGGCAACAGCAAAUGAUUUCAUCAGAAACAGGUAUGGUGGCUUUUCUUUUGGCGAGUCACUCCCUCACGACUUAAAAAUGGAUUUAACAACAGUGCCCAAAAACCGUACACUGUCUAAGGUCUGGUACAACCCAGAGGGCCACCACACAAUGCCGGCAUACUUAAACAGCCUCAACAACAUCAUCUUACGCUCCAAUCUUCCAGCAGACAAGGAUCAACGAGAAUAUGCCAUUUCAGUUUCCAGUCACCCCUAUUUCGGCCGAGCGGAUGAUGAAGAUUCAAUUAUCCAGGGAAUGCUCCAGAUCAUGGUGGCUAUGUGUGUGCUGACGGGCUAUUCAAUCACCACAGCCAGCUUUGCCAUCUACGAGGUCAGCGAGCACCACAGCGGCUCCAAGAGGCUCCAGCACAUCUCUGGCAUCAGUGAGCCCAUGUACUGGACUGUGAACUUCUUUUAUGACAUGGUCAUGUAUUUGAUCCCUGUGACCUUGACUGUUGCUGUCAUCGCAGCCUUCCAGAUUCCAGCGUUCACAGAGCAGCACAAUCUGGGUGCUGUCACCCUGCUUCUGGUUCUCUUUGGGUUUGCCACCUUCCCCUGGAUGUAUCUGUUGUCAGGCAUCUUCAAGGAUGCAGAGAUGGCCUUCAUCGUCUAUGUGUGCAUCAACCUCUUCAUCAGUAUCAACACCAUCAUGUCCACCUCCAUCCUGUACUUCCUGAGUCAAAUUUCAUCCAGAAACUCUGAGGUCAUCCAGGAGGUCUUCAGGAGGCUGAGUGAGGCCUUCCUGAUCUUCCCCCAGUUCAACUUUGGGAACGGGCUGAUGAAGCUGGCCAGGAUGAACAUCGAGGUCCAGCUGCUCAGUGGCUACGGCAUCGACGCCUAUAAGAACCCGCUCUCCAUGGACGGCCUGGGCUGGAUGUUCUUCUCCUCCUUCAUCGAGGGGGUGGUCUUCUUCGCCCUGCGCCUCCUGCUCAACAGGCUCCUUAUACGCAAAGUCAGGAAUCUGAUUUUCGGCAGAAAGACGGUGCAUCAGGUGCCUCAGGUGCCUUGCGAGACCGAGGAUGAGGAUGUGGUGGCGGAGCACCAACGGGUGUCCAGUGGAGCAGCCAGCACCGACGUGCUGCAGGUCAACCAGCUGACUAAGGUCUACCAACAGUUCAAUAAGAAGCUCCCUGCUGUCAACAAGAUCUCUGUGGGCAUCCCUGCAGGAGAGUGUUUUGGCCUUCUGGGAGCAAACGGAGCUGGAAAAACGACCACCUUCAAGAUGCUGACAGGAGAUGUGAGCCCGACGGACGGCACCGCACAGAUCAGGGACCGGGAUGGGCGCUUGGUAGACAUCAUGGAGUGCCGAAACGAGGGAAUUAACAUCGGCUACUGUCCCCAGGUGGAUGCAUUGGACGAUCUGCUCACAGGAAAAGAGCACUUAUAUUUCUAUGCUCGCAUUCGAGGCAUCUCAAAGAAGGAGAUAGACGGGGUGGUGAACUACCUGCUGAAGAGGCUGGAGCUGAGCUACCAUAAAGACAUCAUUACUGACAGUUACAGUUGCGGCACCCGCAGAAAGCUCUCCACUGCGCUGGCUCUCAUCGGACAUCCUAAAAUCCUUCUGCUGGAUGAACCGAGCUCCGGCAUGGACCCUCGCACAAAGCGUCACCUGUGGAAAAUCAUCUCUGAAGAAGUGAAAGGAAAAUGUGCCGUGGUCCUCACCUCUCACAGCAUGGAGGAGUGUGAGGCUCUGUGCAGCCGUCUUGCCAUCAUGGUGAAAGGUCAGUUCUGCUGCCUGGGCUCCCUGCAGCACAUUAAGAACAGGUUCGGCAGCGGGUUCACUGUGAAGAUGUACUUGGCAGAGGCCUCCUGUGACGCUGAGGCAAUCACUGUCUUCAUGCGAAGUCGAUUCCCCAGCACUUAUCUCAAGGACCAGCACUCCACUAUGGUAGAGUACCACGUACCAACUGCUCCAGGAGGGGUGGCUGACAUCUUUGACCAGCUGGAGUCCAACAAGAAUGCUCUGCAGAUCAAACACUUCUCUGUGAGCCAGACCACACUGGAUGAGGUCUUCAUCAACUUCGCCCUGGGAAACAUCGCCAUGGAAUCCAUUUCACUGAACAGUGAAGACGGAUCUGAUGACCUGGACUCCAUUAAGGCAGUAAACAUUUAGAAACGACUGCCAUAUUUUCCUGCUUUUUGUCUGCGUCUACUGUGAAAUUAAAUACCAUUUGUUUAAAGUAAAUCUUCUCUUAAUAUAUGGUGAAAAAGAUAGUUAAUGUAUUAAAAAUACUGAUUAUUUCUUGAAAGUGUCAUGACUGAUCACAUACACGGUAACAUACAUGUUUAUACUUAGUCAAAUAAAAUGCUAAUGUUAACAAAAUUACAAAUUUACAUUUGCAUACAAGCGCAAAUAUAAAAUGUUGAUUAAUGAAGUUUCCUGUCUAAAUGGUUCGCACCUGUUUACCUUUAUUCUUUGGAUCUCAUUAUUUAUGAAGGAUAACAUUCUAUGUGUAGGCUAUUAUUUUAUCUUUGUGGUUUGGGCAUUGUUUAGCAAAUUAAAAAUUCUGUAUUUACUAUAUUGAAUCAUUUUCAUUUGAAUGUAAUUUUGGAAAAACUUAAUUUUACAUAAUCUUAAAGCAAUCACACAAUAAAUAUACAUAUUGUGUAAAAAUGUUGUAUGUUAUUUUAACACUUAUAUACAUGUUAUUGUGCCUACUGUCAAACGAACAUCCUGAAUGUGGACUUUUUUCAUGCCUAUGGACCACAUUUUCUUAAUGUACCCUGCCUAUUUUUACUAUUCUAAUAAAGCUAUUUUUAAAUGCA
Notothenia coriiceps (black rockcod) is the source of this 7266-nucleotide messenger RNA. Its product is annotated as ATP-binding cassette sub-family A member 12. The coding region runs from base 11 to 6613 and encodes 2200 amino acids. The record is from RefSeq and is a predicted model, not a curated record. Gene Ontology annotation, molecular function: ATP hydrolysis activity; lipid carrier activity; ATP binding. Gene Ontology annotation, cellular component: intracellular membrane-bounded organelle; membrane. The transcript is spliced from 44 exons. Gene Ontology annotation, biological process: lipid transport; transmembrane transport. Lineage: Eukaryota; Metazoa; Chordata; Actinopteri; Perciformes; Nototheniidae.